This is a messenger RNA of Oryza sativa Japonica Group (Japanese rice), 1756 nucleotides long. Its product is annotated as type IV inositol polyphosphate 5-phosphatase 11. Gene Ontology annotation, molecular function: phosphatidylinositol-3,4,5-trisphosphate 5-phosphatase activity; phosphatidylinositol-3,5-bisphosphate 5-phosphatase activity; phosphatidylinositol-4,5-bisphosphate 5-phosphatase activity. Gene Ontology annotation, biological process: response to abscisic acid; response to auxin; response to jasmonic acid. The record is from RefSeq and is a predicted model, not a curated record. NCBI's taxonomy places the organism in Eukaryota, Viridiplantae, Streptophyta, Magnoliopsida, Poales, Poaceae. Gene Ontology annotation, cellular component: plasma membrane.
CGGUUUUUUUUUUCGUCCACAUUUAAUGCUCCAUGCAUGUGUCCAAACAUUUGAUGUGACGGAAAAGUUGGAAGUUUGAAUCUAAACAAGGCCUUUGGUUCAAAUGUGAAACUUCAGGAAGAAAUUGAGACCCGUGCAUUCCCCAAAGGUGCUUCUCCAUUACAGCACAUGGUCAACAACAUUACUUGCUGUAGGAAAUGACCUUAUCAUCAUGCACACUGGUGGUCCUAUUCAUAUAUCUAGUCUCUUUCGCAGUUCCCCUAAUUUUUGGACUGAAGUUAUAGCCUUGUAAUGAUGUGAUGAAAAAUGAGAUUGCGCUGUCACAUCAAGGAUACCCAGUACCUAACUAUGUAAUCCACAUAGCUCAUAUGGUUGCUUAUUUGGCACUCCUCUUGUUACUUUCGGAGCAUGUUGAAAGUUUCACAGGAAUAUUGGGGCAUCCAAGUAGUUUCUGAAAGCAACAUGGAGACCAGAAGCAUCUAUAUUAGAACUUGAUCACUUCUCUUCAGCCUGCUCUGGGUUGCUGAAAGAAGUUCUUGUUUCUUAGAGAACUUUGAAUUUUCUGAAGAUAACAGUAAAGAAAGGGCUCCUUUCGCAAUCUUCACAUAAGGGGAGGGUUCAGUAACAAGUUGAGAUAUGGGAAACUGCGCCAGCUUUACUCCAAAAUGGGGAUUAAGUGAUCUUCACUGUAAGGGUAUGGUUCCAAUUGAUGAGGAUGAAACUCACGAAGGCAUAAAGACAAUUAGGAUUCAGAAAGCCUGUGAAUUCACCACCAGUUCAGUUCUUUGCGUCUGCAUUAUCACCUGGAACAUGAACGGCAAGAUGUCUGUGGAGGAUGUAACAAAGUUAGUGAGCUCCAACAGGAAGUUUGAUUUGCUAGUUUUCGGGUUGCAAGAGGUACCAAAAUGUGAUGUUGCACAGGUUCUGCAAGAAACCAUGGCUGAGACACACAUUCUAUUAUGCCAGAAAACCAUGCAGUCUCUUCAGAUGUUUCUUUUUGGAGCAAAGAGUUCAGAGAAAUACAUCAGAGAGUUGAAGGUGGACAAACAUGCAGUUGGAGGUUGUGGAGGUAUAAUUGGAAGAAAGAAAGGAGCUGUAGCCAUGUACAUCAAUUUCAGUGGGAUCCGUAUGGUUUUUGUAUCCUGCCAUCUUGCAGCUCAUGAAAAUAAGGUGGAGAAGAGGAACUCAGAAUGCCAGCACAUUUCACACUCACUGUUCUCCAAGAAUGAUAUACAGUAUACUAAAUCUGCAGACAUAACGGUGUGGCUUGGUGACUUGAAUUACAGACUACAGGGAAUAAGCUCAAUACCAGCAAGGAAGUUGAUUGAAGAGAAUCGUCAAAGUAAGCUAAGAGGCAAAGACCAGCUUCUGCAAGAAGCUGAAAAGGGUGAAGUAUUCAAUGGGUACUGCGAAGGGACCUUGUUGUUUAAGCCAACGUACAAGUAUAACAUAGGGAGUAGCAACUACGAUACAAGUUAUAAGAUCAGAGUUCCUUCUUGGACAGAUAGGAUAUUAUUCAAGGUUGACCACACUUCUGGCUUGGAUGCGGUCUUAAACUCAUACGAAGCACUUGAUUGCAUUAGGAGUUCUGAUCACAAGCCUGUGAGAGCCCAUCUUUGUCUGAAAGUACAUGGUGACAGUGCAUAGAUAGACAUUUCCAGAUUAAAAAAAAGGAGAAAUAUAAUUUAAAAUGAUUAAUUUGUACAAUUGUGUAUAACCCGGUGAUGAUAAUAAAGUAUGGUGGUGUAUCUGACUA